UGAAACCAUAAGCCCCGUCAGCCGAUGUAUAUCCACACUGUAAGAAACAACUUGUAGAUAUUUGUAGUAAAAAACUACUACAAAUACUGUAUUUUUGAUAGCUUUAAUUUUGAAGCAACUUCUUUAGAGCUUUAAUUCUAAGCUUUUUAUUGUUUAGCCUCAUUACUUUACAAUAGCUUUAAUCUUAAGCACUACUCUUGCUUUACUGCUUUCUUUGAAUUGAAUUUUAAUUCUCUACAUUUUCUAGUAUGAUCUAGGAUCUCUUGCAUCCUCUAGUUCUCUUUCAUUGUUCUCAUUUUACUUGUCUUCGUUUCAACUUACACAACUUUGUUCUGUGUUCAUCUGAUGUUGUUGACUGGUGGGGACACUGCGAACUUUUUAGAGUCUCUUCUUUUGCUUUAUAUCUAGCUUGUUAACCUUUUUCUAUCUUCUUUAAGUCUUUAUUCUCUUAACUAGUUGUCGCAGUUCACACGGUUUUCGCCCGCUAAGCUUUGUGUGCGCCUAGGGCUUUUCUGUCCGUGUUUAUCCCUUGCUGUUGACAGAUUAAGUUUUAAAGUCUUUCUUAAGAUGUCUAAGUUUCUAAGCUAUCUCUCUCCUGACAAAAAGAACACCUUUGUAAGAACCAUGUCGGUUAAAAACUCAGAAUCCUUAGAUUAUGAAAAUAUUGAUCAAAGCAUUCAAAAUUGGAAAAUGCCUGAAGUUAGUACUAAUGAUAUCUAUUGUAAAGAAGGUUUUAAACUAAAAACAUCAUAUCACGUUAAAACCAUUAAAAAAACAAAAACUGUAACCUCUCACACAAAGAAAUUACAAUUACUUAGUGAUAAAGAUAUCCAAAGAAUCACUGAAGACCCUACUCUUAAAUUCCUUCAUCUUGGUCUUGUUCAAGUGUCUAUUAGACCCCUUACUAGAAAUGACAUCAACACCUCUGUUCUUGUUUGUUUACGAGACGGAAGAUUCUCUAUUUUUACAGACUCUUUAAUAGGUCUAAUUGAGUCAAGCCUGAGCAAUGGCUUGAUAUUCUUUAAUGCCUUUCCAAACUUCUUAGUUUCUUUAUCAGACCCUGGCAUCCUCAAAGUUCUAACCUUAAAUCUUUAAACCUCUGGAUUCAACAUGGAUAUUAAUUCUGAGAAUAUAGCAUUAACCUAUAGAAUCUGCUAUAAAGCCAUGAACACGCUCACACCUUUAGCUAAGGUGAACCCUGAGAAAGGAGCAACUACUUUAUUUCUUACCCACGCUAAAAACAAUCUAGUUGUACCACGAACUUUAAAAUGGAAUGAAAUUCAACUUCCUUAAGUUUGGAAAUUAAGUCAAGUCAUUGAACCCUUACCCCCUGAAAAUUCUAAUCUUUAAAAAAUUAUUGAACAUCCUAAUGGUGAUGUCGAGGUUAACUUUUCUUCGUUUAGAAAAAUUACUCUUGAAGCUAAUGAUGAACGACGUACCUCAGUUUCUUCAAUUCCUUCUUGAGAAAAAGAUUUCUUUAAACACAAAAAACCAAUAGGAAUUAAAUAUAAUAUGGAGCCAACUGCCAUUUAUGAUGAUUCUGAUUCAUCAAGACUAAGUAUUAAUGUUAUUGAAAACUUUGAUGGUACACCUCCUUUUGAGAUUGAUAAAGAAUUCCUAAGAAAAGAAUUUAAUUCCCCUAAAAACCAACACAAAAAGGAAUGAUUUUUUAAAACUUAUGAAGAGGACUUUAGGUCAUCAAUUCGAGCCCUAUAUUAUGAUUGUAUGAAAACCAUUAGAAAAAAAUAACCUUUUUCUUAUGGUAUGAGUUUAUUUACAUUGAAGAUCAAAAGAAUUCUCUUAAACAUUUACCUACUGAAAACCAAGCUUAUAUGCUAAAAAAGAUUUCAAAUACGUGGAAAACAGAAAAGGAUAAAGAAAUUGAAUCUUUACAUUCUCCUCUUGAACCAAUAAAAAUUGGUAAAUCUAAAGAAGAAGUAAAUGCUACUCCUAUAAAAACUCUUGAGUCAAAUUCCAACACAGCCAGACAAGAACAUAUCUCUCUGGUUAUUGAGCAAAAUAAUUUUACUAACAUUCAUCUCCAAACCAUACGCAAAUAAACAGAUAGAAUUGAAAACAUGCUUCUCGACAUGAAAAAACCUAUCACCAAUCAGAUAUUUAUGCCACCUUUUGCUCCUCAAACUUUCACUGUGAAUAUUAAAUUAGGUAAUAAUAAACCUUUUAAACUAAGUGAAAAAUGAGUAAUCUUACUGAAGAGUUAACUAAGAGAUUAAAAGACUUAUCUUUAAACAAAUCUCCCGCCAUCAAUGUUUUGUCAGAAUAUGAAACUCGGCUUGAUAAUACAAUUGACUAUCCUUCUGAUUAUAAUGAAACCAUCCAAAACAUCAGAAAACAACCUUCUAGCUCAAAGAAUUACUAUAGAAGACCCACUCCAGCUGAUAUGCAAUUUGAAGAAAUAAGUGAUAAUCAUAAGACAAAUUUUGAUGGUAAUUCCCUUGUUGAAUGGAAUCUUGAUGGAUAUUCUGAAUACCAAAUUAUACAUCUUUUACAGGAAAUGCUUAUUUACGCUAAUGCCUGCAGACAACACGGUAAUACUGAAAAAGACAUUGCAAGUGGAAUAUGUUCUUCCUUUUCUGGAUAAUUGCAAGGAUGGUGGGAUCAUUAUCUUACUCCAACAGAUAAAAUUAACAUUUUAAAUAAUUAUAAACAAAACCAACUAGGAGAGCCGAUUCGCGAUGCAAACGGACAUUAUAUUAGUGAUGCUGUUUACACCUUACACCUUUCUAUUUACCAUCACUUUAUUGGCUUAACUAAUAGCCUUCAAGAUAAAGUUAGAGAACAACUCAUGAAUUUUAGGUGUAAAAUCCUUACAGACUUUAGAUGGUACAAAGAUGUCUUCCUUUCCAAGGUCUACCAAUUACAUGAUUGUAAUAAUCCUAUUUGGAAAGAAAAAUUCAUUUCGGGUCUUUCACCCUUAUUUGCUGAAAGAAUAAGAGAAUCCAUUAAAGAAUAAAGUAAUGGACAUAUACCUUAUGAUCAAAUUCCUUUCGGAGAAUUAAUUCAAAGAGUAAAUACUAUUGGCUUAAAACUUUGUAAUGAUGUAAAAAUUAACAAUCAAUUAAGAAAUCAAAACCUUUUAGGAAAAAGGGAAUUAGGAGACUUCUGCUAUCAAUUUGGUUUUCAAAUGGAAAACCCAAAAAUUAGAAAUUAUAAAAAACGACAGAAACCAAGAAGUAUAAAGAAAGAAGAAUCUCCUAAAAGAAAGACAAAAAAUACUAACAAAACCCCUACUUGUUAUAAAUGUAAAAAGAAGGGGCAUUAUGCUAAUAAAUGUCUACAAAAAGAUCUAAGAACUAAAGUCAAUGAACUUCUAUUAGACUCCAAAGAUUUCACUACAGAAGAAGUUGAUAGAUUUGUUAAUACUUUGAAUCUUAGUGAUAAUGAUUCCUCAGAUCAUGAAGAUCUACGCAACAAUCUUUGCACUUGUUUUAACUUUUCUGAAAGCUCUUCGGAAACUUCCCAAUUAAAUAAUUUAAACGAACACGAACAAUUUAUUCUUGACACUAUUGAUGCUAUCACUGAUUCACAAGAAAAAAGAAUGCAAUUAUCUAAAUAUCUUGAAAUGACCAAAAACAAGGGAAAAAAUUUAACAAAAGUUCUUGAGGAAAAGAAAGACAACGAAUAUUUUACUUUCUCUGAAAUCAUAAACAGAAUCCAAAAUGAAAAAAAGAUUGAGAAUAAAGUAAAUCUUGAAGAACUUCAAAAAGAACAAGGGAAAAUAAGAAUAGAACUUCUUGAACUAAAACAAAAAAUAAAAAUUUUAGAAACUUACUUAGAGAAUAAAACCAUAGAAGAAUCUGAGGGUUUCAUAGAAACAAACACCUUUGGACAUGAACAAGAUAACGAAUUUAUAAAUUCUAUAGAAAAAUAUGUUCAGAAAAAAUGGAGAUGUAAUAUCAUGCUUAACAUUAUGAACGAAUACUUUGUCCAACACACAGCCCUUAUCGAUACUGGAGCAGAUGUAAAUUGCAUUAGAGAAGAUCUUGUGCCUCUUAGAUUUUAUGAGAAAACAUCUCAUCUUGUCAGUGCAGCUAAUGGACAAGCUCUUAAAGCCCGAUAUAAACUCUCUAAUGUUUACAUUUGCAAUGGGGGUCAAAAAAUCAAAACUUCUUUUGUUCUUUUCAAAGACCUCAAUCAAGGUGUUAUUUUGGGAACUUCUUUUAUCAAUAGUCUUAAGCCUUUUAUUGUAGAUGCUCAUGGUAUACAUACGCAGGCUGGAGAACCCAACAUCUCUUUUUGGUUUAAUAAAGAACCAGAAAAGAUGUUAGUUAACCGCUUAUUCUCUGCUUUAGAAUUUAAAGAAAAAUUUAUAAAUGUUCUUUCUAAUACUGAAGACAAAGAUUGCCCAGACUCUUUUAACACAAAAAUUCUUAAUAAUAAAAGGCACAUUCGUCUUUCAUAUAUUAAAGAAUUCUCUCGUAUCCUUUUUGAUAAAAGAUAUUUUAAUAUACCAGUACAAAUGGAUGAAAAUCUUCUAACCUUCUGCAAAGAAGAAAUUGAAAAAAAUUAUCAAAGACAAUUUGAUAAAAGAUGAUUAUAACACAUACUGUUUGGACCCUGACAAUUACUCUGAACAUGGAGUUGCUAGUCAAAUUAUUGAUUACAAGAACUCAAAUAAUUUGGUCUGAGUAAAUUAUCAAGUACCAGAAUAUCAAAUUGAAAAUAUUAUACAUGGAAGAAUUUUCUCAAAAUUUUACAUCAAAAUGGGUUUUUGGCAAAUGCAGAUUUUAGAAGAAAAUAGAUGAAAAACUGUUCUCAUUCUUCCUUUCUCCUUUUAUACUUGGAGGAGAAGGCCGCCAGAUUUUACUCAUUUUCAACAAAAAUAUCUGAAAUUCUUAGAACAAUAUCUCCAUGAAUGUAGACAAUUUGUUAUCCUGCUGCCUACUGUAAUAAUUCUCUUUUCAAGUAAUUUUGAAGAACAUUAGAAGCAACUAGAAAUAUUCUUUCGUUAUUUUAAUGAAAUACUAACCUCAAAUAUACAUUUUCAAAUAUUUUGCAGAAAAAAAUGACUCAUCAAGCUUUAAUCUUGCAAGCUAAAGGAAAAUCUCAUUGCUUAACUCCAACAUCUCCUGUAAAAAGGACAAAAUACUUUUAUGAUCCAGGAUUAAAAUAUCCUGAUUAUAUGCUUGUUAAUAAUCUAUGGAACAGCAUCUGCGCUCAAGAAAAAAGGCAAAUCAGAGUUCAUAUGACUCAUCUAGUCAAUCUUUUAAAAGAAAAGGAUGAGCAAUUUCUUAACCAGAACCAUCAGCUGAAAGAAAAAUUUAUAGAUCUUUUGUAUGAGAUUAAUUAUCUCUAUCCUUAUUCCAAUAAAAUUACUCUAACAUCUCACGAGAUGUUUCAAAUCCUUGGAAUACCGGAAUACAUUCAACAAAAUAUCUGCAUGGAACGUCUUAACAUAGGGCAACUAUGAUCUAAACUAAACAUUUUGCCUUAAGAUAUUCAAGAUGUUAUUAAAGCAAAAGUUGAAGAUGACAAAUUGUCUCCUUUUUAAAAGAUCACAAGGAACAUACAAUUCCUAUAACAGGUGGCUCUCCCAGAUUCGCGAUUAAUCUUCAUGGCAUUCCUCUUUACAUCCCGCUCAUAGAUGCUGGACUUGUUUAUGAGUUAAGAGAAUCAAGGGAACCUCCAUUCUUCUACAAUCCGAUGAUGCUUAAGGGUUUACCAGCCAUUAUCAAGACUGUCAUUUUUUUGUCUCCAAUAACUCUGGCACAUCUUCAAUUUAACAUCACAGCUACCCUACAUGAACGAAGCGGUCCUGACUAUUUUCCAAGCCUACAAAUAUGGGAAAUUACUACAAUCUCUGGACUUCAUCCAAGGGGUUCAAAUUUCAAAGAAGAAUGCUAUGAUACAGACUUGGAUCGUUUUUAAAGUACCAUCUGGUUCUACAAGAAACUUGAGUUUUUAUUCGAGGAU
Messenger RNA from Asparagus officinalis (garden asparagus), 5934 nucleotides. RefSeq lists its product as uncharacterized. Lineage: Eukaryota; Viridiplantae; Streptophyta; Magnoliopsida; Asparagales; Asparagaceae. Gene Ontology annotation, biological process: proteolysis. The coding region runs from base 3146 to 4555 and encodes 469 amino acids. Gene Ontology annotation, molecular function: aspartic-type endopeptidase activity; nucleic acid binding; zinc ion binding. The transcript has 2 exons. The record is from RefSeq and is a predicted model, not a curated record.